AUGUUUUAUGCAGUAGAGAGCAAUGCUGCAGGGUCAUUACUGAGUAUAACCGCAGAAUUGCUGCGCCCCGCGGGCGAGCUAUUUGAUGGUGAUGUUUGUCAAAUAGCCAUCUUAAGAGAGCUUCAGAGACUCUAUGAUGAGCUUGUUGAGAAUGAAAGUGUCUGUCGAUUAGAUAAAUUUGUUGCUACAGAGAAAACUAGCAGGAGUAAGUGGUUAUGGUCACGACUUACGCAACAGUCGUCGAGUUCACCUGUAAAGGGGUUUUAUCUAUAUGGUGGAGUGGGUACUGGCAAGACUAUGCUAAUGGACUUAUUUUAUGAACAACUGCCAAGCAACUGGAGGAAAAAGGGGAUUCAUUUUCAUGACUUCAUGUUGGGCGUUCAUAGUCAUUUACAAAAGCACAAGGGUGUUGCCAAUCCCCUUGAAGUUGUUGCAGGCGAGAUAUCUGAUGAAUCAAUCCUUCUUUGCCAUGACGAAUUUAUGAUAAAAUCCUCCCUCGAUACAAUAGCAUUUCGAUCUUCUUUAUAUAGUUGUUUUCUCGCCUCCCUCGUGAUCCUUGCGCCUUCGUCCUCAUCUGGUUUGGUCCAAAGGUCAGAGACUGUAGCUUUCCAUUUAGGGUAUCUGUCGAUGGCGUUAAGGAGAGAGAAAGAGAGAGAAUCCUGGCGAAGAAGAGGAAAGAUCGCGAGGUUCGCGUGCCCGGCAUGUAUCUGGACAUUUUUGGAGAAGAAGAAACGGGGUCUGGAUGCCCUAAACCAUUUCAACCCGAUAAUCUCUUAA
Molecule: messenger RNA, 777 nt
Organism: Impatiens glandulifera
Lineage: Eukaryota; Viridiplantae; Streptophyta; Magnoliopsida; Ericales; Balsaminaceae
Product: cell division protein ZapE-like
Cellular component (GO): chloroplast; mitochondrion; cytoplasm
Molecular function (GO): ATP binding; ATP hydrolysis activity
Source: RefSeq, a predicted model, not a curated record